UUCAACUGUAAAAAUAAGCAUAGAAAGAAUUUACGGAGGAUGAGUCACGUCCAGAUACAGAUGAGCUUUGAGGAUUGAAACAAGAUGCAGGAGUGUCCAGUCAGAGUAGCCGUCAGGGUGCGCCCUCUGUUGGCUCAGGAGCGUCUUCAUCACCAUGAGCUAUGUGUGAAGGUCAACUCUAAGGCAAACCAGAUUGUAGUCGGGAAGGACAGGGCGUUCACCUUUGAUCAUGUGAUGUCAUCAAAGACAUCUCAGGAAGCAAUCUACCAAACUUGUGUUGACAACCUCAUCACCAGUUUCUUUGAGGGUUACAAUGCAACAGUGUUUGCUUAUGGUCAAACGGGGUCUGGUAAAACCUUCACGAUUGGUGGAGCUGAUGUGAUCAACAUUCCAGAGAAUGAACAAGGCAUCAUACCCAGGGCAAUAGGUCACAUCUUUGAGAACAUUCAGAACAACCACAAUCGAGAUUUCACGAUCCAUGUGUCCUACAUCGAGGUUUAUAAAGAAGAUUUAAGAGACCUGCUGGAUAUGGAGACUAGCAGUAAAGAUAUGCACAUCAGAGAAGAUGAUCAGGGAAAUACAGUAAUCCUAGGCACGUCUGAGAUCCCCUGUAGCUGUAUGGAUGAUGUCCUGCGGUGCUUAGAGAUAGGCUCCACCCACAGACACACAGGAGCUACCAACAUGAACGAACAUUCCAGCCGAUCACAUUCCAUCUUUACUAUUCUCAUGGACCAACGAUGGAAAGCAAGCGCUAACUCUCCCUCAUCGUCCCCUGUCAUCUCGCCCCGUGGAGAAGACGAGCUCUCAGACGAGGACGACGGUCAGGACUAUCACUUCAUGUCCGCUAAGUUUCACUUUGUUGAUCUGGCUGGGUCGGAGAGGGCUCAUCGGACUGGCAAUGCAGGCGAGAGGUUCAAAGAAUCUGUGUAUAUCAACAGCGGUCUGCUGUCGCUAGGCAACGUGAUUAGUGCCCUCAGUGACCCGAAGAGGAAAGCGACGCACAUUCCGUACCGUGAUUCUAAGAUCACUCGCCUCCUGAAAGACUCUCUGGGUGGGAACGCUAAGACCUGCAUGAUCACCUGCAUCAGUCCUUCUGCAGUUAACUUUGAUGAGACAUUGAACUCCUUGAAGUAUGCAAACAGGGCUCGCAACAUCAAGAACAAACCUAUCGUGAACAAAGACAAGCAGGCCACUCGUAUAGCUGAGAUGCAAACAGAGAUUCAAGCAUUGAGAGAUGAACUACAACGACAUAGACUUACUACAGCUAAUACUGAAGUGGGACCGGAUACAUUGCGAGUGCAGGAUCUAGAAGAGCAGAUCACAAGAUUAAGAAAUGAACUGUCUCACUUCCGCGUGUGCACGGACGAGGCGUCCAAGAUCUUUGCCGCCUUCCAGGACAGCGAUCGUCUGACCAAGGCUCAACGGACAGCGGUCAAUAACUGGAUGGACUUAGCCAGUGAGAUGAAAGAUGCAGUCAGGUCAGCCACGCCCCUCGACCCCGCCCGGUAUGGACCGGUGGAAGGCCAAGAAAAGACUUUGGAGCUGGAGAGUAAGCUUAAGCAGGCGUUGGGUGAUCUUGCGAGCGAUGAGCAGAUAUUUGCAGACAAGAGAAGAGAGAAUGAAGAUCUACUUGCCAGACUCCAAGAUAUGGAAUCGGAAAGAGACCGUUGCUCCAAUGAGCUGGAGAGGGCGCUUGAUAACAUACGUCGUCUAGAGGGUGCUCUUGUUGAACAGCAGACCAAGAUCACAGAGCAGCAGUCUCAGCUAGGCCAUGGGACUGGUGGUGGAGGUGCAUUUGAGCUGCCCCUGUCUGCAGGUAGGAGAGCUAUGUCAGUACCUCCUCAUGCAAUGAGGACCAAGUCUGCUUCAGGAAGUAACACAGCCAGGGACAGAAGACCAGAGGCGAGGAGACUGCAUACCAGCCCGCCCUUGUUCUCGCUGGAGAGGAUUGUUCAGGGUUUCCGAGCCAGGAGCCAGCUCCUCAUCCGUCAUCUUGAAGAUAAUGACGCAGUCCUACAGGAGAGCCUUACCGAUAGCAGUGGUCCCGAGGACUCAGAUACAGAGACAAAAGCUUUAGGUCAGACAUGGAGUAAAGAAGAGAGAGGAGGAUCAUCAUCAGCCAGACAGAGAAGGAGAACCCAAAUCAAGAACAACAAAGUUGCUAAUGGGACCCUCACCAAGUCAAGGGCAGGUCAGGACACGCCCUCUGAAGCUGUUGACCUGAGGUCAAGUGUCGAGGCGGGUCAUGAGCGUGUGAGGGCCUCCCAACGUAACAUGCAGGAGUCGCAUCACAAGCUACGGGAUCUUAACCUCAACAUCAAACUGAAAGAAGAGCUGAUCCGUGAGUUGGCAAAGACCAGCAAGGAAUCUGAGGCAGCUAACAAGAAAUACUCAAACAAAAUCAAACUGUUAGAAAAGGAUGCCCAGAAAGCGAGGCAAGAAUUGAUGGAAGCCAAGAGGCACCUCCAUGGCCUUGGGUCAAAGGGUGAGAUGGAAUCAAAGGAGAAGAACAAGCUAGAAGACGAAUAUCAGAAGAAGAUGGAGAAAGCUCAUUCAAAGGUCAAAGAACUUAUGAAGAAACAACAGGAGUCUGAGAGAGUACUGAAGAUGCAGACCCAGAGAGAGAAGAAGAUUGAAGACCUUGAGAUUGCUGUAGGUCGGAUGAAACAACACCAGGAGUUACAACAGGCACGGCUUAGAGAAGAGGGGGAUCGCAAACUAAAACUUGAGAGAGAUCUACAGAGGGAUCAGCAGAGGAUUAAGGAGCUGGAGAUUAAGAACGAUCAGCAACAGAAGAUACUCAAAAGGAAAACAGAAGAGGUCGCUGCUGCCCAGAGGAAGUUACGUGUUGGCAGCGCUCAUGCACCGGACCAUGACAAGGUGGAGGAGCAGCGAAAGUGGCUGGAUACAGAGGUUGAGAAGAUCCUACAGAGGAAGAAGAAGAUGAAAGACCUAGAAGAGGAGCUGAAGAAACGUGAAGUCAAUCUUGCCAAGAAAGAGUCAAUGUUACGGGAGAUGGGAGAGCUAGAGAUGAGGAAGCUAAGAUCCAGCCAGUCAAUAUCAAGGGAUAUGACGGGUCUUGCGUCAAAGCUGGAAUCAGUGGAGAGAGAGAUUGAGGAGAAAAAUAACACCCUGAGAGUGAGUCUGGACGCCCAGAAACCAGUCAUAGGCAGAGAGGUACAGGCACUCAGGGAGGAAAGAGAGCGCCUUCUUCACCAGAGGAUCCAUCUUGAUGAGAAGCUUCAGCAGGGAACACUGCUCUCAGCCACUGAGGAGAGAAGGUUGAUAGAGUUAGAUGAAGGAGUAGAAGCACUGGAAGCAGCCAUUGAGUAUAAGAACGAUGUCAUAUCAACCAAGAAAAAAGAUUUACGAAGGAACGAUCUCACACAGAGUGAAGCAAUGUUAAUGAGUCGUCUGAACAGUCUUGCCCCGUUGGAGACCAAGAGCCUUCUUGCCAAGUACUUUGAAAAGGUCAUUGACCUUAGAGAGGGAGACAGGAGAAAGGAGCUAGAGAUCAGCGAAUUGGAGGUGAAGCUGGAUGAGCAGGAGAGGGUGAUCCGAACAUUGGAGGGCUCCCUCAGGAGUGCCGGGAUGGAGAGUGAACACAGAUUGGUGGAACAACAGAAGGAUUAUGAGAGGAAGGUCCAGAUGCUGAUGAGAGAGCUACAGGGAGAAGGAGGAGGAGGAGAUGGAGGGUCUGCUCUGGAACACAAGCUAAAGGAGCUGGAGAAGGAUCUAUUCUAUUACAAGAAGACAAGCAGAGAUCUGAAGAAGAAGCUCAGAGAGUUUGUGCAGGCCAGUACUAGCUCGAGCAACGGUCAUGAGGAGGUCAGGGGACAUGGGAGUGCUCAUGGGUUACCAGCACAGGGUGGAGAUGCUGUACCCAGGGAGGCGACGCCCGUAAGGAAGUCACGGAGAGAGGUCCGAGAGCUGAGCGAUGCUGAAGUAUCCCUUAGGAAGUCAUCCGCAAGUCAGAGGUCAUCUAUCGUUGCUGAUUCCAUCGAGAGUGUGACAAGUCGUGGAAACAACCCCUGGAAUUAGUUGUGCCUUUCUACAAUGCCCGGUUUCACCAAAAUAUCUGGUGCACAAGUGAGGAAGUAUGUAUAGUGUAUUCGACAUGCAAACAGAUCCAAUAGAAAAUCAAGUGUCUUUCUUGUUUAUGCACAGACUGCUCUUUAUUAAAUCUUUAAAGUUUUUCUUCAAAUGCUCUUACAUUGCCUACCUGUGUGUAAAUGUUCCUAAUGUUCUCGUGUAAAGAACCCCUGGUCAGCAUCAUAGCCAGAUGCAGUGUCUUGCAGGCCCUGGUUUCACAGAAACACUGGACAAAAUAUGUGCCUGGAUUGAACGUGUGUGCAAACAGCUCAUGGUCAUGCACAUUAAAUUGUACUCCUGUUUUCACAAGAUCUUAAGUAUCGUAAAUGUGCACUAACAAUGUAGGUACUAAAAGUACCUUUGUUUUGAAGAAGUUCAACAUGUACAGAUCACUUGGGAGAUAGCUCUUGUACAGAUGACCCCCAAAUAUCCACAGAUCUUUUAAACAUGGAGACGUCCCACUUUGUGUAUUUUAGAAAAAAAUGGGUGCCAAAGUGAUGGAGGAGCUUUAUGAAGACCUGUAAAAAUGAAUACUUCCAUCUGUCUAUCAUAGAAUAUACCCUUAGUGCAUAAAUGAAUAAUGAUUACAUAACAUUCAUGAAUAUGCACUCAGCAUUUGUCUCAAUGGGUAUUGCUGAUUUGUACAAACGACCUUUGAUAUGCCCAUGCAUAGUGUUCCUCCGAGUGGCUUAUUGUACUAGUGUUUGUGUGUUUUUGUGUGUGUCAUUGCAGUACUGUUCAUUUUAAAAUGUUUUCACCUCUAGACCAUCAGAUCACCUUGCUACAUGUAGACAAUUUAUGCUAAUAUAUUCAAAUUUUAUGGUAAUCAAUUAUGAUGUAUUAUAAUUGCAUGUGUAAGUAUGAUUCUGUUUUAUCAGUUACUAUUUGUUUCAUUUUUACUGCAAAGCACAUGUAAUCACAUUGAUAUGAAUUAUACACAACUGAGUGUGAUUUGAUAGCAUUAAUAUAUUAGGGACCAAUAUAAAAUACCCUUGAAAUGUUAUGAGUGAAAAAUCUCUAUUGUAGGUUCAUGAUGUACAUGUAUCUCACUUGAUACAGUGUGCCUAAUUUUUGUUUGAUAUUUUAUAAAGUUUUAUGUUGAUAACUUUUAAAUAUAUCCCAAUAUUAUGAAAUAGAUAUGCAUGCAAACAGUAUUAUCCUAAUGCAUACAACCAUGAAUAAGUCGGUAGGUUAUUUCAACUUACAAUAAAAUAUUGCAAGACUUGUUAAUGUAUUCUAUGCACUCACCUAAAGGCAUUUUAGUUUACAAUGACGAAGUUGCAAACUUGGCAUCCACAAACAUGUUUCUUGUAAGAUGUUGCAAACUUUGGGGAAAAGGCAUUUUUUCAGACUUGUGUUUUCAAUUCAACUUUGUAAACAAAGUUACAUUCAAAUAUCUUUCUCUUUGUUAGGGAUGUACUAACUUUUGUUGGAAACUUUGUCAAAAGGCAUUAAUACCAGUUUCCCAAGCAAGCUAUACUUGCUAAGUACUGUACAUACACCAUUCUAUAAGUGCAAUCUAAUUCUUGAAAUAUUCCAUGUUUUGUUAGUCUAACCUUUUUAUGUUCAAACAAAUCUGCACUGUGUUCUUACUUUUAUUAGUAUUUUAUAAUUUGCCAUGUAAAAACAAAAACAGUGUGUUGUUGCUUCAUGUACAUUGCAUUUAUUUGUAUUCCAUUUGUUUUUAUGAUUGUACAGACAUAGAUUUGGUUUUGUAAUGAGUUGUGUUUGAUUACAGUGUAUUUUUAUUUGAAAGAGUGCUAUAUAAAUCCAUCCAGUUUACAUGCUAAGUUGUAAAAUACAUAUGGAUCAUACAUUAAUUAGAAGUUAAAUAUAUGGAUGAUUAUUACUUUCAUAGACUUAUUUAAACAUUCCAAUGCAAAGAUAUAAUUUUUUCAAUUUUGUUUUAGAUGUAAAUAUAUGAGAUUCAUAUAUGUAUUGUAUGACCACUGAAAACAAGUACCUAUCUAGCGAAUGCACAACUAAUAGCUUACAGAUAUUUUAAUAUAUUACAGAACAGUUACUACUUUUAUAGUUUUUUUAAGCAGCAAAGAAAUUACCAAGCAAACAUCUAGAAUACAAAAAUACAGAAGAUUUGAAGGGAGUCAUAUAAAUGUGAGGAAAAGAAAGCAAUUUACAAAAUAAAAAACAACUUCUUUUCCAAUACUUUCAAAGUUAUGAAAUUGAUGGGUAGACCUACAUGCAUCAGAUAUCUUUAUUUUGAAGAAUCUAUCAUUUUAAACUUUGUGUAUUUAAUAUAUAAAUUCAACAAUACAUUGGAAGAUCUACAUGUAACCUUAUGGCCAUAUAUUACUCAAUAUUGAACAAUUACCAUUUCCUAUUAAUUCUUUGCAGGUAUUAAUGAUUAUUUGAAAUGGAAUUUCUUUCAAGCAAUUGCCUAAUUUCAAGCCCUGUUCUUUGUUCAUUUCAGGGUUUUUCAGGCUUUAUUAUUGUUCAUAAUAUACGAGGUACUAAUUGUUGGGUUUUCAUCACAUGCUAAAUGUGGAACGAAAGGGUUUAUUAUUUCUGAACAUUUUGAUGAUAAAGAUGGAUUCCAGAACAGGUUCUAAAUAAUAAAUGAUACUUGUUUGUUACACAUUUAGCUUUAUGAUGAACCCACAAUAAAUACCUUUUGUAUCAUUUAGUAUUCUAUGACAUUUUAAUGAUGGUUUAGGAGAAUACUUUAUUUUACAUAAUAUAAUGUAUUACUAUUAUUCAAAGGCCAGUAUUAUAAUUAAUCUUUGAAACCCGGCAUUUAAGCUGUCAUGUUUUACAAAGAAAAACUUGGACCUCUGUAAAACUUCCCUGGUUUAAAUGAUAGUUGUCAUCAUAUAGGGGACAUUGACUUUAGUAAACAGUGUCAUGAUAUUUAUCACAUUACUGUUGCCAUAUAUCCUUUUCAUUAACUGAGCCCCACCAUAUACUUUCCCAUCUGCCUUGAAUUGUUUGUUAGAGGAAAAUAAUUCAGACAGGCAAAACUAUUUGGUGUUGAUUUGGUGAAACUGUAUUCAUGACGUGAGUUGAAUUGAUGCUUAAUAAAAGCAACCAAAAUACUCUACGAAA
Molecule: messenger RNA, 7155 nt
Organism: Strongylocentrotus purpuratus (purple sea urchin)
Lineage: Eukaryota; Metazoa; Echinodermata; Echinoidea; Camarodonta; Strongylocentrotidae
Product: kinesin-like protein KIF27
Exons: 33
Coding region: 85-4041 (1318 amino acids)
Biological process (GO): mitotic spindle organization; microtubule-based movement
Molecular function (GO): microtubule binding; microtubule motor activity; ATP binding
Source: RefSeq, a predicted model, not a curated record